GACUCGCGAGCGCUCGGUUUAGUGUCAAACACGUUCACGCGCUACCGGAGUCGGUUUCCGUCUCCUGUGUGACGAAACACAAGGCUGAGCUCACACAACUGGAUUAAUCGUUUAUUAUUAACACUCUGUUUAGUGGUUAUUAGACUACAUCAACUUCAUUUUACGCGGACCUUCAGCAAGUUCCAGGAUACAAAAUGAUAUUUACUACUUUCUUAUAUAAACAGGACGGGUGGAGUUGCGUCUCUUGCUUAUGAUGUCUAAGCCGUCGGAAUAAGAAAACCCAGACUAUAUAGAGUGCAUCUGUUAAAGGAAUUAACAGCUAACGUGAUGCUUGGAAAGCAAAGACAUGCAGCCUGUUGUGGAGAACGUGUUGUUACGCCUAUCUGAAGUCAGACCAUAAAUCAUCAGGUUUGGACAGCAGCCAUGGGUAAAGAGCAGGACCUCCUGCUGGCUGUGAAAAACGGAGAUGUUCUUGCUGCUCAAAAACUUCUCGCCAAGAUCAAGGCCAACCGAAACAAGUUACUCAGCUCAACCAAGAAACUGAACGUCAACUACCAGGACACAGACGGGUUUUCGGCUCUGCACCACGCGGCUCUCACAGGCACCACAGACCUGCUGUCUCUGCUUCUGGACGCUCAGGCUACAGUGGACAUUAAGGACCGCAAUGGAAUGCGACCGCUCCACUACGCUUCCUGGCAGGGAAAGGCUGAUUCUGUGCUGAUGCUGCUGAGAGCUGGAGCGUCUGUUAACGGAGCGUCACAGGACGGACAAAUUCCUCUGCACCUGGCUGCUCAGUACGGACACUACGAAGUGUCCGAGAUGCUUCUCCAGCACCAGUCCAACGCCUGUACGGUCAACAAGGCCAAGAAGACCCCACUGGACCUGGCCUGUGAGUUCGGCAGGCUAAAGGUGGUGCAGCUCCUGUUGAACAGUAACAUGGUGGUGGCUCUUCUGGAGGGCAACGGGAGAGACAACACCCCCCUGCACCUUGCUGCCCGCAACGGCCACAAAGACAUCAUCAGGCUGCUCUUGAAAGCGGGAAUCGAUAUCAACAGAACCACAAAGGCUGGAACGGCGCUUCACGAGGCGGCGCUCUACGGCAAAACCGACAUCGUCAAGCUGCUACUGGACGCUGGAAUUGACGUGAACAUCAGGAACACGUAUAACCAAACGGCCCUGGACAUCGUGAACCAGUUCACCACGUCGCACGCCAGCAAAGACAUCAAACAACUGCUCCGAGAAGCCUCGGGAGCAAUGCAGGUCAGAGCACUGAAAGACUACUGGAACCUCCACGACCCUACAGCUCUGAACAUACGGGCCGGAGACGUCAUCAUGGUUUUGGAGCAGCACGUAGACGGACGUUGGAAAGGACACAUCCAUGACAGUCAGAGAGGCAUCGACCGGGUGGGAUACUUCCCUCCGUCCAUCGUGGAGGUCAUAAACCGGAGAUCAGGGGGCUUUCUCUCUCGCCAGGCCUCACUGCCCAACCAAAGACAUCACACUCUAACCAGAGCUCCGCCCCCCAGCGGCCCGAGCUCCGCCUCCCACACCGACGACUCGUACACCCUGUAUUCACCCACUCAUCCCAACUCACCACGCCAAAACGGCCUGAACCUGCACCCAGGAGACAGAAGCAGUGUUGGGAGCGCAGGCAGUGUCGGAAGCAGCCGUAGCGCUGGCAGCGGACAGAGCACUGAGGGCAACGUUACCCACAAUGCACAGCAUCACCCCAUCACCACUGCACAGGACAUCAACAAGGUCUCGCCCUCUGGUGGUGAAGUGUUAGAACAGCAUGGCCUGCAUUCUGAUGUCAUCAACCCUGAGCUUGCAGGUCGCAGGCCGGACCAGAACAGCUCCAGAGCUGGUGACCAAGCUGUCAGGCCACAUGUUAUCCAUCCAGAGCUGGAGGGCAGGGAUGCUGAGGCCAUCUACCAGUGGCUGCGUGAGUUUCAUCUGGAACAGUACACUACAAACUUCCUCACUGCUGGUUACGAUGUGCCUACCAUUAGCAGAAUGACUCCUGAGGAUCUCACAGCCAUUGGUGUGACUAAGCCAGGUCAUCGCAAGAAGAUCUCCACUGAGAUCAGCAAGCUGAACAUCCCAGAGUGGCUUCCAGACUACAUUCCAGCUGACAUUGGUGAAUGGCUUAAUACCAUUGGACUCGCUCAGUACCAGAAAAGGCUAGCAGAGAAUGGCUACGACGCUAUUCACAUUGUGCGAGAUAUUACAUGGGAGGAUCUGCAGGAAAUUGGCAUCAAUAAGCUGGGCCACCAGAAGAAGUUGAUGCUUGCAGUAAAGAAACUUUGUGAUGUGCAUAAGGCUUUGAGGAACCAAGCAGAGGGCAAUGGGACCUUGCAGAGAAAGAGACACCCUCCCACCCUGGAGCUGGUAGCUAUAGAGUCGGCCGACAGUGCCGAUGACACUUCCGCACCACUUACUCCAAAGAUGCUCACCUUCCAGGAUAGCGAGCUGAGCACUGAGCUGCAGAAUGCUAUGAUUCAGAGUGGCUACGGUGGCUGUCAGGAAGGGUUUGGUGCCAUGCUUAGUGGAACAACAUCUGUGUCUCUGAGUCAAGAGAGUAUUAGUAUGCGUUCACGGGGCACCGGGAACUCACAGGAAUGGCCUUUGACUUCUGUUGCUCCCCACAGCCACUCAAAUGAGAGUUUGGGCAGCUUAGACUGUGGUGCCAUCAAAGAUUGCCCAGUUCUACCUGCCAAGAUCGCACCACCAUUACCUAUAAAGAAGCAGCAGUCCACACGUGGCAGCCCACCGAUAGCACCAAUCAAGACAACUCGAUUAGCCUACCCUGCUGCCCAGUCUAGUCCUGGAAUCUCCACAAAACCGGAUGGCUCCCCCAUCCAGAGAGGAUUUAACUACCUGCAAAAAAAUUCAGAUCAGUUAGGCACUGCUCAAUCCAGACCCAUUUUUGAGAAUUGCCAGCCAAAGAAGCGCACACAAAGCCUGUCACGAUAUGCCCUCUCUGAUGGUGAAGAAGAAGAAAAUGAAGCACCAGUAUUACCACCAAACCUGAUCUCAUAUGCUACACUCACGCGAAAACCUGGCCGUGGUCAAACAGGUGCUGCUGCAAGUGACCGGCAUGUGGGUCGGACUCAAUCGUUUGUGAUACGUGCCAAAAGAAAAGGGCCACCUCCACCUCCUCCCAAGCGCCUGAGCUCUGCCUCCAGUGGAGGAAAUAGUGGUGGGGUGGAAAUUGAGAGUGCUGGGAGUGUUCAGAUGAUUGCAGCCAGGCUGGAAAAGAGUGGAGAAAGCCCCACAAAGACCCCAAGAAGCCCCUCAUUUAAAUCUCCCUCACUGGUCACUCAAUCUAAAACUAUAAGCAUUCAGAGAGAGGCAACCAGUGAGAGAGCUCUCUGUCAAACUGUUCAGACAGAGGUUAGUAGAUUAAAACCAGAGGAGCAAGACCUGAAGCUUCAUUCAAGCCAAGAGCAAACACCUUCUGUAUCCCUUCCAGGAAAUUUGUGUGAAAGCAUUCCGUUUGCUCAGGAGGGCAAAGGGACCAUAAAGCAGAGGCCAAGAAUUGAAGUGACUAAAAUGGACACUGAAGCCAGCUUCCAACCACUGAAACCCGCUCAGCUGCCUAAACCAUCCUUAAAAUUACCAGAGUUCAAUCUUAAAGAGUCAGACACUGUCAAGAGGAGGCACAAACCCAGAGAAAAGGAACUGCAGUUCACCAGUCAGGACACACUCCUGGGAAGGGAGAGUUCCCCAGAGCCUGAGAAGACCUCAUUCUCCAUGCCAAAUGGUGGACUAAUAGGGAAUCUGUCUACACAGAAACCUCUAACACCAUGUAAACCAACAUGGCAAUGUGCUGCAACAUCAUUGGCAGUAGGUGGACCUCCUCACGUUGUGCCAGCCAGGAUGGGGCAGGACAUUGCCUUUGGUGGCUCUCCAAUACGAAGAGAGUUUCCAAGUAUCAGUGGACCCCAGGACCAAAAACCAGAUCAGUUUGUUCACAAACGAAUAGAGCAGACCAGUACUUCUCUGGAGGCAGCCCUUGAGGUGGUUGAGAGAAAUUUAGCUCAGACGGAUCAGACUGACGGUGUUUACACGGUGAGAUCAGCAGGUAACAUUCUGGAUGACAUCGGGAACAUGUUUGACGAUCUUGCCUACCAGCUGGAUGCCAUGUUGGAUUGACCCAGAUUUUUGUAUUUGUACCGUUUGUAUACCAUCUUCGGAGUGGACAGAGAAUGUUCUGGCACGCUGUAAGAUAUACUGCCAGAUUUGUUUUAAAGAUAAAAUCUUCAGGUCCUGUCAGUUACUGCUUCUGAGUGAUGCUUUCCUUCUGGAUGGUCAAUACAUCACUGGAUUGAAGAUGGCAUGCAGCCAGAGACACGGACGAAGGAGAAGUAAGAAUGAGACGAGAGGCAAACUAUUUCGCUCAGUUUGCCAGCCUCGGACAAGGUGUGGUCAUUUUACUUCUGCCAGGACUUGAUAGCACUUACUGUUUACUGUGUCCCAGAUUUUUAAGGAAAAGCUUUUCAUUUCCUGUUGCACACAGAGAAAAAAAUCUAGCGUCUCAUCUCUGCUUUGUUCAGGCUCAAAAAGUAACCCGUCGCAUCAUAAACUGUAUAACAGCAUGAUAGAUAGUAAUUUUAUCUUUAGUCUGUUUGCCGGAUGAUCAUCUUUGAUGGAGGUUACCAAUAAGUCCCUUCAGAAUACUACCAUGACUGUAAACAAUUUCAAUGCGUAUCCCAGUGUUUCAUGCAAAAAACUUCAUUUUCUAAGUAGCUUUUUGUUUAUCUGUACUUCUUUCACGUUAAUACUGUCUCACACACAGCUAUGUGACUUUCAUUGUUAUGUUUCAUAACUUGUAUGUUGUAGCAACUCUAACAAAUGGCUAAAAUCUAAUAACAGCCUAGAAAAAUGCUAUAAUAUACACCAUAAUGUAAAGACACCAAAAACUACCAUAAUUUCAGGAGUAGCAUGUCUAUCAUAAAAAACUAAAAAAAUCAUAAUAACUGCACCUAGAAAUGGGCAAACAAAUGUAAUUGAAAAAAUUUUGCCUUAAAAAAGUGCGAAAAAUAAAUAUGUCAGUUUGCUGUACCUGUUUGAGGGAAAUAAUUCUAUUUUUUUAAAAGAUAUCUAGUACCAAAGCUGAGGAUCUGCUAACGUGUGAGUAACGUGAUCCGUAUCGGUAAUCGCUGAGAUUUUUAAUAGCACAUAAACACUAUGGACCAAAUUUGUCAGAGACUGACUGCAGAAUUGGGACCAAUGCUAGAUUUGCACAAUCAUUAGUACCCCUUAAUAUGAAACCUGCAUUCCGAUGCAUUUAUAACACACAGCAAACAUGAUAUCUUACAAUGCCAGAUGAUUGAUAAUUAUUCUUUGAUGAAAACAUAACACGCGUUUCUACACCUUUUUUUUCACGCAUUAUAACGUAUUACGUAUGCUUUAAUACAUAUGGCAUUUUAUAAAUGUGUUUUUAAUGCAAAAUGAAUACAUGAUUCAUCAUAAGUGUUACCCAAUUUUAUAUAUAUAGAAAUUUAUUGUAAAUACAAACAGAAUAUAAUAAACAAACAGCACAUUCAUAUGACCCACAGACUCCCUGCAUGAGUUGUUAAUAGUUUUAAUAAUGAACAGUCCUAGUUUUUUUUUUAAUAGCAAGAGAACGUAUCGUAGCAUCAAAUGCAUGUAUAGUGUUUCUGUUUGAAACGUCACUGUAAUGCUGAUAAAUAGGGAAAUUUCAGUUCUUUGAAUCUUAAUGUCACCUAGGGCCAUAUUCAGAGUUGAUUUAAGCAUGGAUUUAAUAUUUAAUUAAUUAAAACACGUGCUGGAUCAAUCGCUAACGUUUUACAACAAGCUGUUGAAUAAUGAGAGAGAAAGUUAUUUAAUUAUUUUAAAUAUUUGAUUAAACCCAAACCUAUUUAGAGCGAGUGUUAAUAAAAUAAAAAGCAAUAUAAUACACACUGUGUGUUUAUUGCAUUAUUAUAUGCCUGUUUUUUUUAUUAUUUAUAUUAUAAUAAUAUCUUUUUGCUUUUCGAUUGUUUGAAACAGCAAUUUCUUUCUUAAGUCGGUAUUUUCUAGCCUUUUUUUUCCCUUCUAAAUGCCAUACAAGGUCCCUGUCAUGGGCACUUAAGGAAGUUCUGGCUAAAAUAGUUGAUUUAAAUAAAUAAAAAAACUUUAGCAGGCGUGUGACCUGAAAAACAGGAAUGUUUGCUGUGUAACUUUUUCAAUUUCAGCCACAGACUCUGAAUACGGCCCAUAAUUAUGUAAUCCUAACCACAGAACCACUUUUCCUCAAAACAACGUACUAAACGCGGUUUAACCAGAAAGAGGAAGAGCUAUAGCAUUACUCUCUCUUCCAUGCAUUACUGUUGAAUUUCAACACUCUAAAAUAAUCAUUAAUCAAAUAUGAAUAUAGAUUUUAUUUUGCUACUCUUGUUGUCUUUGCACUGUACAUCUACUGUAUGCACUAUACUGUAUUUAUUCUAUUUUAUUUUAGAUAAUUGUAUACUCUGCAUGUACAGUACAACAGCUGACUGAAAAGAAAAAAAAGAUUUGUUAUAUUUGUGUAAUGUUUUUUUUUUUCAUGUUAACGUCCUCAUCCCAGAUGUAGAUCUGAUUGCAAGAGGAAUAAACUUCACUCAACUUGCAUGUUUUUAUGUAGAAGUAUGUCAGUGGCUAGAAAGUCUAUAUCAUUUCUAUGUUUAAUCAGAUUUGUUGAAGCAGGCAUUCAGUUGAUGUUUCAGCAUACAGAUAGUGUAUAAAUACGGUUUGCAACUGAUGGUCAAUUUCAGAAUUAUUGGCACCCAUCAGUUCUUAUGAGAAUGUUUUUAUUUUAUUUUUUUUUUUUUGGAUGAAAAUGAAAUACUUUCUGCAUUUAUUUGAGUAAAUAUAUAUAUUUGAAAAAGGUGCCAAUAAUUUGAGAGCUGGCUGCUGAUUACUGUAGCGUUCAUAUGGAUCCGGUUGUAUCAGUACUAAGGCAAACACAGUAUUGGCAACGUGUGUGCUUGUGCAUCAAGGAGAGACCGUAAAACUGACUGCUGUUUGAGGAGGAAAGCAGCUCAAAUGCUAUUUAACAAAAAAAAGAAAAAAAAAAAAGAAAAAAAGAAAGAAUGAAAAAUUUUGUUUGUAAUAGAAUUUAUUUGUAAAUAAAGCAUGACGUGCUAAACUAACAUUUAUGCCAAGGUCAGAUUUGUAUUCUUGUAUAAAUCGGUGAUGUCAAAUUUGCAGCUUAUGAUGAAGGAUUUUAUCCACAAAAAAAUUGAUCGAAACAUUAGGCUGCGGGGGAAAAAAACGCUAGUCUCUGUUAUUCCACUAGAGGGCAAAGUAGAGCAAUAACAUCGUUCCCGUAAACUAAGCUACUAACAAAAUGAUGUCAUUGUUCAUUACCAUGUAAAUAAAUAUUUUUAUAAAA
Molecule: messenger RNA, 7378 nt
Organism: Tachysurus vachellii
Lineage: Eukaryota; Metazoa; Chordata; Actinopteri; Siluriformes; Bagridae
Product: caskin-2-like
Exons: 21
Coding region: 424-4155 (1243 amino acids)
Molecular function (GO): protein binding
Source: RefSeq, a predicted model, not a curated record